CCCCCCCGAGACUGUGUCGCCGCUUACCAGUCAUCCAACUCUCCCGCUGAGAUGGCUUUUCGCGCUCGCCUUCUCUCUAGAGCAUUCCAUGCCUCCCGCGCCGUACGCGCCGCCGAAGGCCCCGGCUCGACGACCGAGCACUUCAACGAGCCCGGCGGCCGGCUUUUCGGCGAAGCGAUUCGUCAGCCUGGCGAGAGGAGAAAGCUUUUCGAUUGGGAAGUCCCCUACAUUGGCACCCUCGUGCUCGCUGGUUUAAUGCUAGGCUUUGGGCUAAACUCCCGACCAGAGACGUCGGCACUCGUGUGGGCCCGUGAGGAGGCACUGGCGAGACUCGACGCGGCGGAGAAGGCCGAGGGUGGUGGCGAUGAAUGAGGGGGAGCGCAGAUGAACAUAGGAGGCGUGGUUUUGUAGAAGUGAGGAGCUACGGCUGCGCCGACGCUGGCGACGCGUGUGUAGUCGGCAAGCGGACGAGGCAGAAGAGGUUACUAAUUGCUCUUGACAGCUCGGGGGCUUGCUGCGUAGGUCGAGGCUCGUCGCAAAAUGUCUCACGAGCAGAUUUUACGCAUGAUGGCGGAUGAGCGACCACAUGCGCAAUUGCAUCGACGGCAAGUGGGUUCCCUCGGGCCGUCGCGAUGAAAAUGCGAAUCGCUGCAGGCAAACGGGAAGAGCUCGUCGGACAACGCUGACAUGAUGCAAUAAAUACGGAUUUCAUACAAGCCUUUGACA
Chondrus crispus (carragheen) is the source of this 726-nucleotide messenger RNA. RefSeq lists its product as hypothetical. The record is from RefSeq and is a predicted model, not a curated record. The coding region runs from base 52 to 372 and encodes 106 amino acids. Lineage: Eukaryota; Rhodophyta; Florideophyceae; Gigartinales; Gigartinaceae. The transcript has 4 exons.